GAAACUUCAACAAAAAUUCACAUUUGGUACAUAAAACGCUUCUUCUCCUUCCUUCCUUACAACAAAAGUCAAUACCUUUUCUAAUCCUCUGUUUCAUUCCUCUGUUUCAUCAUCGAACUUUAAAUGGGAAAGCCAACAGCUAAGAAGACGACAAAAGAUGCUUCCGGCGGCGGCGGCGGUGGAGGUGGAGGUGGAGGUGGAGGCAAGUCAGCUAAAACCAACCACCGCUCUGUUUCAAAAGCCUUCGACGAAGACAUGGAGAUAUUCAUAAGCAGAGCAGCUGAGCUCAAAGAAGAAGGAAACAAGCUUUUCCAGAAACGUGACAACGAAGGAGCGAUGCUGUGUUACGACAAAGCCGUUAAGCUUUUGCCUAAAGACCACAUCGAUGUAGCUUAUCUGAGAACGAGCAUGGCUUCUUGCUAUAUGCAGAUGGGGUUAGGUGAGUAUCCUAACGCUAUCAGCGAAUGUAAUCUAGCUCUGGAGGCUUCUCCUAGGUACAGUAAGGCCUUGCUGAGACGGUCUAGGUGUUACGAGGCUUUGAAUAAGUUGGAUUACGCGUUUAGGGAUGCUAGGAUUGUGUUGAAUAUGGAGCCUGAGAAUGUUUCCGCGAAUGAGGUGUUUGAUAGGGUGAAGAAGGCGUUGGUUGAGAAAGGUGUGGAUGUGGAGGAGAUGGAGAGGAGUUUUGUGGAUGUGUUGCCUGUUGGUGCUGCUCGUUUGAAGAAGAUUGUGAAGAAGAGUAAGAAGAAGACGAAGAAAGAAGAUGAAGUUAAGGGGAACAGAGUUGUUGUUGAGAGUCCAAAGGCUAUCAUAGCGGAGAGUAAAGAUAAGACAAAGGAGGAAAAGAGUGAUAAUAAAUCUGAAAUUGAUAGAAAGGAGAAGAAAACUACUUUCAAGAAGCAGAAAAAGAAGAGUGGUAAUAAGGUAGGAGAAGAGAGGAAGGUGGAAGAUAAGGUUGUUGUGAUGGACAAAGAGGUCAUUGCCUCUGAGAUUGUGGAAAGAGGGAAAGGAACAAAAGAAGAGACAACGGUUACUAGGACGGUUAAGUUGGUACAUGGAGAUGAUAUAAGGGGGGCGCAGUUGCCGCUGGAUUCUAGUAUUCAACUUGUGAGAGAUGUAAUAAGGGAUCGCUUUCCUGCUCUAAAGGGCUUCUUGAUUAAGUACAAGGACUCAGAGGGUGAUUUGGUUACUAUCACCACAACAGAUGAGCUGAGGUUUGCUGCUACUAGUCAUGAUAAACUCGGUUCCCUUAGGUUAUAUAUAGCUGAAGCUAACCCUGACCAAGAACCAACAUAUGAUACUGAAAAGGCUGUGAAGAGAGUGAGCAGUGUUGCGGAUAGUGGAGAGUAUGUGGAAUCUGACAACGCCGCCUCUACUAGCUUUGAGAACUGGAUUUACCAGUUUGCGCAGCUGUUCAAGAACCAUGUCGGGUUUGAUUCUGAUUCUUACUUGGACCUUCAUGAUCUUGGGAUGAAGCUCUACACAGAAGCUAUGGAAGAUGCUGUAACUGGUGAAGAUGCUCAAGAGCUUUUUGAAAUCGCAGCUGAUAAGUUCCAAGAAAUGGCUGCACUUGCUAUGUUCAACUGGGGUAACGUUCACAUGUCUAAGGCGAGGAAACAAGUCUGUUUCCCCGAAGAUGCUUCGAGAGAAGCUGUAAUUAAAGCGGUUGAAGCUGCAUUUGUGUGGACAAAAAAUGAAUAUAAAAAGGCUGCUGAGAAAUAUGAACAAGCGGUUAAGAUUAAACCUGAUUUUUAUGAAGCUCUCAUUGCACUUGGUCAAGAGCAGUUUGAACAUGCAAAGCUUUUGUGGUAUCAUGCACUCAAAAGCAAAGUAGACAUAGAAAGUGAGGUUUCUCAGGAGGUUCUUAUUCUCUACAACAAAGCUGAGGAUAGCAUGGAGAGAGGUAUGCAGAUUUGGGAAGAGAUGGAAGAACGUCGUUUAAAUGGAAUCUCUAAGUUGGAUAUGCAGAGAGCACUUCUGCAAAAGAUGGAGUUGGAUGGACUGUUUAGAGAAGCUUCAGAUGAAGAUACGGUGGAGCAGACAGCUAAUAUGAGUUCCCAGAUUAAUCUCUUGUGGGGUUCCUUGCUAUAUGAAAGGUCUAUAGUGGAGUAUAAGCUAGGGUUAACAACUUGGGAGGAAUGUUUAGAGGUUGCAGUUGAGAAAUUUGAACUAGCUGGAGCUUCUGCUACUGAUAUAGCUGUUAUGGUGAAGAAUCAUUGUUCAAGCGAGAGUGCACUUGAAGGUAUGGGGUUCAAGAUUGAUGAGAUAGUACAGGCAUGGAAUGAAAUGUAUGAUGCCAAAAGAUGGCAGAUGGGUGUGCCAUCUUUCAGGCUAGAACCGAUGUUCCGGAGACGAGCCCCAAAACUGCAUGAUAUCUUAGAAAAUGUAUUUUCUGAGCCUGCUUGAGGAAACAGUCAUCUCAUAUGUUAUCAGUAGGCACUUUGUUUGUUUUGGGAGUAGUGGUCAUUUUUCCCUCUUUUGUUUUCAUUUUUGUGUGGUGGAUAUCGAUUUCCACGGGAUAUACUCUUGGCCUCUGCGGUAUUCAUAUGUGGUGGGCUGAGACUGUUUGGGAUUCAGUCCAGAGAAGACGGUUAUAGAUGGUGAUAACCCUCUUCUCUUCAGAUUUGAUACAACAUAUUGGUUGUUUGUUGUUUUCUUUUUGUUAUGUUUGCUUCUAUACCACAGCUGUGUAAUCAUUCUUAUUUAUUGUUGAUUUGGAUUAGUGUCUGUUAAAUUUGUUAUCGUUGUGCGAACGUUUGUUGUAUUGUACCCUGACUUCAUAUUGUUUUUUCUUUAAAAAGAAAAAGAAUAAUGGAUAUUUCAGAUUUGCCG
Eruca vesicaria subsp. sativa (arugula) is the source of this 2829-nucleotide messenger RNA. The record is from the annotation of a GenBank genome assembly. NCBI's taxonomy places the organism in Eukaryota, Viridiplantae, Streptophyta, Magnoliopsida, Brassicales, Brassicaceae.